Messenger RNA from Ostreobium quekettii, 1251 nucleotides. Lineage: Eukaryota; Viridiplantae; Chlorophyta; Ulvophyceae; Bryopsidales; Ostreobiaceae. The record is from the annotation of a GenBank genome assembly.
AUGAUGCGCACGGCCCUGAAGUCGCUGCGGCGGGCGCUGCCCCCCGGGCUCCAGCAGGCCCGCUGGCUCAACGUCCACGAGUACCAGGGGGCAGAGUUGAUGUCAAAAUAUGGAGUAAAUGUUCCGCCAGGAGUGGCGAUCACAAAGCUUGACGAGCUUGAUGCUGCACUGCAAAAGAUGAAGAAUGAAGCUGGUGAGGUAGUGCUCAAGAGCCAGAUUCUGGCAGGUGGCCGGGGCCUAGGCAAGUUCAUGAAUGGCCUCCAGGGUGGCGUUCACAUCUGCAAAACCGAUGAGGCUCCUGGACUUGCCAAACAGAUGCUGGGGUCCACACUUGUAACAAAACAAACAGGACCUGGGGGCAAGCCUGUGAACACCCUCUUCGUGGCCGCCAAGAUGAAGCUGGUCAAUGAGAUGUAUUUUGCCAUCUUGCUUGACCGGUCGACCGCUGGCCCCUUGCUCAUCGGCUGCAGCGAGGGUGGCACAAGCAUCGAGGACCUGGCUGAGAAGCACCCUGACAAAAUAGUGAAAGUUCAGGUGAAUGUGCACGAGGGGAUCACUGAUGAGCAGGCUGGACGGAUGGUGGACGGUCUGAAGGUCACGACAGACAAGGCCGCUGCAGCAGAGCAGAUAAAGAACCUUUACAAAUUGUUCGUUGAUUCUGACUGCACCAUGGUGGAGGUGAAUCCCCUAGCAGAGUCGGCUGAUGGCAAGCUGAUAGCUGCUGAUGCAAAAUUGGGCUUCGAUGAUAAUGCCUCUUUCAGGCAGAAGGAGCUGUUUGCACUGAAGGAUGACUCGCAGGGUGACCCCAGGGAGGUAGCAGCGACAAAGUUCGACCUUAACUACAUCGGUCUGGAUGGCAACAUUGGCUGCAUGGUGAAUGGUGCGGGUCUCGCCAUGGCCACCAUGGACAUCAUCAAACUCCAUGGAGGCACCCCGGCGAAUUUUCUGGACGUUGGCGGCGGCGCAACUACAGAGCAGGUUGUGGAGGCGUUCAAGAUAUUGACAGCAGACAAGCAAGUGGAGGCCGUUCUUGUGAACAUAUUUGGCGGGAUCAUGAAGUGUGACGUGAUUGCGACUGGGAUUGUUGAGGCUGCCAAGCAGGUGGGCAUUCGCAUUCCCCUUAUCGUGCGGCUGGAAGGGACAAACGUGGAGAUGGGCAAGGCGAUAUUGAAGGACAGCGGCAUGUCCAUCAUCCCCGCCGAUGAUCUGGACGACGCUGCCAAGAAGGCCGUCGCCUCCCUCAGUGGCUGA